GUGUGUGUGUGACAGCUGUUUCACAGAGCAGGAAGAAGGGACAUGAAUCGUUGUCACUUAUCAGUCUGGAGAAUUGCAGAUGUUGCUCCUGGUUUUUAUAAGACUGAGGCCUUGCUAUGUUGUACCCUGUCUCUUUAAUGAACACAACAACAACAACAGGACACACAGUGAAUUUUCAGAGCUCUCUGUUCCGGUCCCGUGGGGGGAGAUCAGAGGUAAAGUCUGGGGCCCUGACCAUGGUCGUCCUGUGCUGUGCGUUCACGGCUGGGCAGACAACUGUGGCACAUUCAACACCCUCAUUCCCCUGCUGCCCAAAGAGUGCAGGUACGUGGCGGUGGACCUGGCAGGUCACGGUCGAUCAUCACAUCGACCUCCUGGAGUUUUCUACUCUUUCCCUUUGUAUGUGAUGGAUGUACGCAGAGUCGUUGACGCUCUGCAGUGGAGCAAAUUCUCCAUCAUAGGCCACAGUAUGGGUGGUAACGUUGCUGGACUUUUCAGUGCUCUGUAUCCAGAGAUGGUGGAUGCUGUCGUACUUCUGGACUCCUACGGAUUUUUACCUACAGAUCCGAAAGAAAUAUCCAAGGUGAUGAGGCGGGGGAUGGAUGAGCUGCUUCAGCUUGAAAAAAACACAGAAGAGAGGAAGACAAGAGUUUACACUUAUGAGAAGGCAGUUGAAAGGCUGUCGGCUGGAAACCCGACUCUGUCUGAACAGUCUGUGCGCAUCUUGUUAGAGCGAGGUCUAGUUCAAGUUGAAGGAGGAGUUGUGUUCUCUCGAGACUUUCGUAUUAAUCUGAAAAACAUAGUGCGCAUCAGUUUGGAGCAGAGUCUGGAGAUGCAGUCGAGGAUUCAAGCCUCCGUCCUAGUUGUUCUAGCAGAAGGCGGCUUUGAGAAAAUAUUUGCUGAACAAGAUCAAAAGAAAUUUACAUCAGCACUUCUCCAGGCCUAUAGGGACAGAAAUCACACAGUGGUGACAGUACCAGGCGAUCAUCACAUCCAUCUGAACCGUCCUGAAGUCGUCGGCCCACUCGUGUCGGACUUCCUGCAGACCAAACUUGGUGCUUUAACCAGUCGCCCAACUGUCUUAGCAUCAGAUAGCUGCCACAUGCUACCUUUGUUGGACUCCUUCAUUAUUUAAAAACACCAAGGUGCUUUUUUUCUUUUUUUCUUUUUUUUUUCUUUUAUUUUAAACUCUGGGUGGGCUAUACAAUAGUGAAGGAGGGGUGUUGAGUGAGAUGAAGAAACACAGAAAGACGAAAUGCAGCCUGAAUGUGUUUUGGGGAAGUUUGUAUUUUUUGCUUACUGAUCAAGUCAGUAGUUUCAUUCAUAACCAGGUUCAGUCAGUUCUUCGUAUCAAGUCUGCGUUAGUCAGAUGUUCUCCUUCGUACUGACAGAGGUCAACACCAGGCUUUCAUGCAACGUUGUGUGUAUUUAAACGGUGAAAUGACAUUCCUGUGACACACCAUUGCUCAGGAACCGCUCAUUAUCAUUUACAGUUUGAACGUAAGAGAAAAGUAACACGUGAAAAUGUGUGGCCGGUGAUGGCAUGUUAAGAGACGCGAGCUUAAAGGUAAACAGACUAAAAACCUAAAGUCAUGCUAGCAGUCUCAUGAGGCUUCAAUGUUCCUUACGAAUCAGAAAACACAAUUGUUGAAAAAAAAAAAAGGAAACGUAGACAACCCUUUAAUCCCUGGGUCUGUACCACUAGUGGGGCAAACACCGUAAAAAGUUGCCUGAGGGUGGCACCAGAGGAGAGGCUAUGUCGCUGCCUAAACCUGAGGGGUUUACCCUCGAUCCAAAGUCCAGGUGAAGACUAGUCAGCUCUACGUUGUCAGUCAUGGCUGUACAGUAUGUUCUUAUCCGUGCUUUUAGCUUGAUCCUAACAACAGUAUAUAAUGUUUUGACACAGUAACCUAAACUAAAGGUCCAGUUACGGUGUUUUUGUUCAGAGCUUUCAGUGGCAGCUCUCUGUUGAUCAGGGGAUGGAGUCUGGCUGGUUAUCAUACAAAGUAAGACAACUAAAGAGUGAACAUUCAUGUUUUAAGAGGUGGUCAUAUAUGAGGGGGAGAUCUUUGAUCAGUAACUCCUGGUCGAGACACUGGAUAAACGGACAACAUCAGCUGUCUGUGAACAGUCACAGCUUUAACUGGGGCAAAAGUCACCCACCGGGAGUCGAUGGACAGCCAAAUGUAGAAGGCCAUUUGCAUCCAGUGCCAGAGAUUUAAGAUUUUCUUUUUUUUUUGUCAAGUUACUGUUCCCAGGGUCAAGAGCAUUUAGCUUUAAUCUCAGAGUAGAGUUUAGGAUGAAGGGAAAUUGUUCAGUUGUGUUAGAUGUCGUAGCUCUGGCAAUAAUGUUUCAUAAACAUUAAAACAUAAAUAAAGUGGGGGACAGGCGGAAACUCUCACCUGUCAGUGGUCCUGGAUAAGCAGUGACUAAAGCUACUUGGAUUCAUCCUCUGAAGACUAGGAUCGACUGUAAGAAAAGGCAAGUUUAUUUACACACAGUUCACACACUGAGGCGGUAUUGGAGUCACCUGCAUGCAGUUUUAUUUGAAUGCGAUUCAAAAACAAAAUAAUCAGACAGAAAAUAUGUUUGAAGAAAUGUCAAAGUGCUUCACAUGGAAGAAAUGACUAGAAUGAAGAAAGGCGGCCCAACCCUUUGUUUGUCUUCCAGCUGAACAACAGACUGCUGGCACAUUAGCAGGCAGCAGUCUCAUCCCCUUGUACCUGCUGUCUCGGAGAAAAUGUUUGAAAUGCACUGUCCAGGUCAGAUGUCCUAGAAGUCUGCUGCCUGAUGUGAAUAUUUCAGCAGAUGUAUGGUUUUUUUUUUUUUUUUCACUCAAUUGUUUGUCCUCGUGUUUAAUCUCAAAGGUUAGUGAGCAGCGGGAAGGAAGGGUGUGUGCACUUGAGUGCCCCAGCGAAAGCAGAGGACGAAUCUGGAUACAACAAGUUCUGGGAACACAAUGUCUCGUUUUACCUCGUGCUUUCAG
This is a messenger RNA of Xiphias gladius (swordfish), 2986 nucleotides long. It is a transcript of the gene serhl, whose product is annotated as serine hydrolase like. The transcript is spliced from 13 exons. NCBI's taxonomy places the organism in Eukaryota, Metazoa, Chordata, Actinopteri, Istiophoriformes, Xiphiidae. The coding region runs from base 80 to 1135 and encodes 351 amino acids. The record is from RefSeq and is a predicted model, not a curated record.